Conger conger (European conger) is the source of this 4590-nucleotide messenger RNA. It is a transcript of the gene ccdc18, whose product is annotated as coiled-coil domain containing 18. The record is from RefSeq and is a predicted model, not a curated record. Lineage: Eukaryota; Metazoa; Chordata; Actinopteri; Anguilliformes; Congridae. The coding region runs from base 130 to 4104 and encodes 1324 amino acids. The transcript is spliced from 28 exons.
CAACACAACAGGAUGGGUUUUUACAAAGUUGCAGCGGUAGAUGUGAACAAAUAAAAACCUCAGGGAAUUUAGAAAUGGAUUAAACGUACUCCAAGUUUGGACUGGAGGGACCAAACGUGAUAGUCAUCAAUGUUUCGCAGGAGCGAAGAAGAUCUUGUAAAAGAUGUGGUCAGUUUAAGAAAUCAGUUAAGGCAAACGGAGUUCAGUUUGCUGUCUUUGGGGGAACAGCUAAGUGGCAGCAGCAGCGAGCACUCGGACCACAGUCCCGGGCGUGUUCCACCAGGUGGAUUGACACUUGAAGACCUGCAUCGACCCGAUGUCACACAGCUACCGUCAAUUAGCCCCAUUCUGCCAGAAACCUCUGUUAGGAUAGCCACCGGCAAUGUGACCCACACUGACUACAGGCCACCGUCAGGCACAGGGACUGAGAACUCCCAGCUCAGGAAGACACUUGGAAGCGUCAGGGAGGAAAACUCCUGUCUGGUUCUGGAGAACCAGAAGCUGGUUACUGAACUAGAGGCGGUGCAGUUUGAGCUCGCCAGCUCCUAUGCCAAGGUCACAGGCACCACAGCUGAUCCAAAGCCCCUCAACCUGUCUGUGAUGAAGGAACAUAUCCAGAGCCUGGAGGAAGCCCACGCCACUGCAAUGAGGGCGUCUGAGCAGAAGCUGGAGGAGACGCAGCAGUGUGCGCUCUCAAACAGCCGGAUGGUGUCCAAGCUGAAGCAGGAGCUCAAGACUGUCCAGGCUGACUUGGCACAGAGAAUCAGUCAAGGGAAAAGAACGGAGCAGCAGAGGAAUGAAGCCCUGCGAAAUGCGGAGAAGUUGACCAUGGCCUUCAAGGAAUACAAAGGAAACAUCUCUGAGAAAAUGACCAAGGUCAUGGAGAACGAGCUGAAGCUGAAGGAGAGUCUGAUUGAGUGUGACAGGGAGAAGGAGGAGCUGGAGACCAGGUGCUCUAAGCUGGAGCGCGAGAGGGCCGAGAUGGUUCGGAUGAUCCGGCAGCUGAAGGAAGACUCCAGCAAGGCCCAGACACUGAGCGGGGAGAUGGCGGAUCUCCGCUCGCACGUGGAGAGCUCCUCUGGCGAGGUCUCCAGGCUGCAGCGGGAGCUGGCGGAGGCCAAGGCGGCGGCGGAGGCGCUGAGGAGGGAGAACGGGGAGCUGCGCUCCUUCUCCUCCUCCCAGGAGCAGAGGCUGGCCCUCUGCCUGCACGAGGGGGAGCAGACCCGAGCCGAGCUGGCCGGCCUGGAGGCCAUCCUCAACCUGCUCCACCUCCGAGAGGGCGGGGGCGUCCUGUGUGUGCAGCCCUGCAUCCUCCCCCAGGUGUCCGUAUCGGCGUACAGCGACCUCCGCAACACUAAACCAGGUGAGCGCUACGCCCAGCUGCUGCCUGUUCUGCAGGCCCUGGAGCAGGACAGGAGCAGGCAGGCCUGCCUGGCGUCGGGCCUGCAGGAGCAGCUGCGCGGGGCCCAGGAGGAGCUCUCCGCCCUGCAGAGCAGCAUGGCCCAGAGGACCAGCCACUUCCAGCACAUCCACAGCGAGCUGCUGGACAAGGCCGGAGAGGCCACGCGGCUGGACCGGGAGCUGAGAAAGAAGAGUGCCCGGGUGGGAGCCCUGGAGAAGCAGCUGCAGGAGAAGGCUGCGGCCUAUUCAGCCUCUGCUGUGAAGAACUGUGAGCUGGAGCAGAUCCUGCUGGAUAAGGACUGCAGUCUCCAGCACGCUGAGGCCCUCUUGAGCAGAAAGCAGAAGGAUUUCCAGCUGGCUUUGGAGAAGGCCAAGAAGGCCUACGCAGAGAAGAGCAGGCAGUUCCAGGAACAAAUGGGGCAGCUGCAGCAGACUCUGGACCAGAAGAAGGCCCAGGUGCAGGAGCUGGAGAGGAGGCUGUCUGUCACUCAGAAAGAGAGGCAGGUGGAGGUGCAGAAAGCUGAGCAGCUGCAGGCCUCCCUGGCCCAGGUCACACAGGAGAAAGAGCUGAACGCCGGGCAAAAUGAGGAGACGGUGAGGAGUUUGAAAGAGCAGGCAGCAGAUUCUGCAGCGUCGGUCAGGGAUCUGGAGACGGCUCUGAUGUCGUGCCGGGAUGAACUGAACACCUACCUGCUCAAAAUGGAGGAGACCAAGACCCUGUUUCAGAAGCAGCUGGAGUUCAAGUCCGCUGAGGUGGAGACCCUGCAGGCAGAGUUGAAGAACAACGCCCAGGCUUCCAAAACGUCCAGUAAAUAUCUGGCCCAGCUGCAGUUCAGCCUCCAGCAGCAGGAGGCGAUGUUGCAGGAGAGCAGCGCCCGAGUGUCUGAGCUGGAGGAGAGCCAGGCCCUGCUACAGAGACGGGUGUCCCAGCUGGAGAAGGACCUGGAGGUGGAGCGGACUGGUGCCUCCCAGGAGCUGAGGAGGAGGGACCAGCGGGAGCAGGAGGCCAACCAGGAGGUGCAGAUGAAGGAGAGGGAGGUGGUCAAACUCACUAGCUCACUCACGCAGCUGACGGCAGAGAUGAGCCAGUGCCGGGGCAAGCUGACGGAGAUGGAGCUGGAGCUCCUGCGUCUGCGCAGGGACAGCAGCAGCAAGGCCGCCCAGCUCAGCCAGAUGAAGGAGAGCCUGGAGGAGACCCAGAGCAUGCUGGAGAAGAAGUCUGAGAUGGUGCUGGACCUGGAGGAGCAGCUGCACCGCAGCGAGACGGACCGGCGGAGCUCGCUGCAGCGGGCCCAGCUCCUGGAGGGCCAGCUGCAGACGGUGCGCGGGGAGCUGGCCGGCACGAUGGACCACCUGCAGGAGCUGCGCGGCCUGCUGCAGCGCACACAGCUCACCGUGGAGGAGCGCGACUCCGCCCUCCAGAAGCUGGCCGAAGAGCUCAGGGAGAGUCAGAGGGAGCUGGAGGAGCGUAACCACGAGGUUUUGGACAUGGAGGUUACCACUAAGGAGAGGCAAGAGGAACUGCAGAAGAGAGCGCAGCAGCUCAGCCAGCUGGACGUGGCGAUCCAGGACCACAAGCUGGAGCAGGAGCGCAAGGUGCUCCACCUGCAGAGGGCGCUGGAGAGGUCUGAACAGGAGGUCCAGGAGCGGCAGAAGCAGGUGGACUUCCUCAGUGAGCGGUUGGAGAUGGUGAGGUCACAGCUGAGUGUGAAGGAGAACCUGGAGAAGGACGCUCUGGAGCAGGGCCAGCAGCUGCGUCUGUGUCGUGAGCAGCUGCAGAGGUCUGCGCAGGAGCAGAGGGAUCUGCGCAGUCGCUGUGAGACUCUGGCCCGGGAGCUGGACUGCAGCACCCAGCUCACCCACGAGAGGGAGGCGCGGGCGAAGCAGCAGGUGCAGGAGCUGGCAGCGAUGGAGGCCCAGGCGGUGCAGAGGGAGGCCGCACUGCAGGUCACAGUCACCUCCCUGCAGAAGGAGCUGGAGCGACUGAAGGAGGCGCACCACGUGGAGACGUCCAGCCUGCAGCAGACCCGGGCCCACCUGCUGAAGCUGUCGGAGCAGGGCCGGAGCUCCCAGGAGCAGCGGGCCGAGCAGCUGGUGGAGAAGCUGCAGUGGGUGAGGGCGGAGCUGGAGGAGGCGCAGGCCAGAGCAGACGGCCUGCAGGAGGAGCUGCGGUCCCGCCAGGAGGAGCUGCAGAGCGCCAGCGAAGCCCUGAUCAUCAAGGAGUCAGAGGUCACGCGUCUGCAGGCCAAGAUCUCCAGCUACGAGCGCAAGGCGGACCUCCAGAACGCGUCUCUGCUGUGCGAGUCUGCGUUCCAGCCCCCUGCGCCGCUGCCCUCCCGCCAGGAGGAGGCGCCCUUCUCCGACUGGGCGGACGAGGAGUCGCUGGGCCUCCCUCCGAGCGUGAGGGCCUGCCUGAGGGAGCACAGCUGGCAGGGCCUGAGCCGGCUGGACACCUCCUCGUCCUCCGAGCUGUCCUUCAACCCGCUGACGUACGCGGCCAGCGAGGACACCCUGCUGGGGCCCCCCGGGCCCCCCGGCCUCCCCGGCCCGGAGGACACCUUCACCAGCAUGCUCCAGUUCCUCAGCCGCACCGCGGCCGCCCAGGACAGCGCCCCCUCCUGGCUGGGCAGCUGCAGCACACUGUCUUCUGAGUGCCUGAAGGGCCCCAAAGAAGCACACCGCAGUUCUACAGGGGAUGUCUAACCGAACACCCGUGUGUGGGCGAAAUAACCAUUCAAUGGGGCCAACGUGGUAACAUUUCAAGGACACUUUCUUUUUUUUCUUUUUUUUUUUCUUUUUUUUUUUUUUGCACUACCUCACUGGUCUGACCUUCUCUACUGUGUACUAAACAACUCCAGUAUCGUUGUGCAUCAUCUGAACUGAAAUUGCUGAACGGAACAGCUACAAAAACUGCAUUUUCUACUGAACUCUUUCUUUUGAAGUGUCAAUUAUUUGACUAAGUUGCAUAUAUAUGCGUGCGUGUGUGUGUGUGUGUGUGUUAGAGAAAUGCUGAAUAUGAUUUUAUACCCUGCAAGUCUUCUGUGUAGGCAAUGUCACUGUUGUCAACGCCAACUGUCUUGAAUUUUGGUUGAAUCCAAACCUUUCAUGACCAUUUAUGGCAGUCAUUACCUUCAGCUUGCAAUAUGGCCUAUCAAGUGUAGCAUUCUGUAGUAGUUGACAUGUUUGUAA